UAUCUGUUUUGACAAAAGUAAAAAUAUACGUGUAAGUGCCACUGCUUUGGCGGGGGAGUCCAUUCUAUUCCAAGAAUAUCUAUUCCAUAUUUAAGUUUAUUGAUCCAAUGCUUAAUUAAUACAAUAGUUAUAUAGGAGUCUUUGAUAAAUAACUUUACGCCGCCCACCUGAACUACUAAACAUUGCGUAUGACAUCCCUAACAAAGUAGCUGAUAAAUAAUUAUAGCUUAAUUGAAAAUAUUCAACGAUUUCUUUCGAAAGCAACCCGACAUUUGGUGUGGGAAUGUUCCCACGUGUUAUAUUCUAGAAGAAUGACGGCGAACCGCUAUCAAGUACGUCUACAAGUGACUGCUCAAAUUGACGGCGAUCCGAGGCCCCGCCCAAAUCGCGAAACAAAUUGCGGACAAGGGGGCGACGGAGUCCCUGGCUGUUUCAACAUUAAUCAAUUUAGAGUAUUCGAGGCGGGCUCUGCGCACUCUCGUGGCAUUUCCAUGGACGGCGGCGACUAGAGCGAUCGCUGGUGGACGACGACAACCAAAUGCUGCGCAGGCGCUUGCUUACACUGUUUGUUAUCGCGCUGCUGGCCGGCGCUGUCGAGUCGCGCCGCGGCAGGGCAAGGAGUAGGACAAAAUCUAAGGUGCAAAUCGGGCUGCCCAUCACCGGCAAAUACAGAGAUCCGGAAUCUGAUCAGUAUUACAAUAACAAUGAUGGAGCUAAGAUCAUCCUGGCGUCACACUUCGACUUGGAGUACGUGUUGGGUCACAAGAUUGCUUUCCUCUGCAUCGCUAAGGGCUCCCCGCGACCACACAUCACCUGGUUCAAGGACGGAGUCGAAAUCUUCGCACAUCAUUACUUACAUAUCCACGAGUGGCCGAUCGGAGACGACCGAGUGAAAUCUAAGAUCGAGAUCGAUCCGGCGACGCAGAUGGACGCCGGCGUCUACGAAUGUACGGCAGACAAUAUGUACUCUAUCGAUCGCCGCUCCUUCAAGACGGACUUCUCUAUAGCCUUCGAUUGAACAAUCGUACAUAUUCACAUAUACACAUCGAUAAUAAAUGAAUAUUUUUUGUAAUAAAUUUAAAUCAAUCUC
Molecule: messenger RNA, 1090 nt
Organism: Papilio polytes (common Mormon)
Lineage: Eukaryota; Metazoa; Arthropoda; Insecta; Lepidoptera; Papilionidae
Product: tyrosine-protein kinase receptor TYRO3-like
Exons: 4
Coding region: 539-1018 (159 amino acids)
Source: RefSeq, a predicted model, not a curated record